Molecule: messenger RNA, 2796 nt
Organism: Helianthus annuus (common sunflower)
Lineage: Eukaryota; Viridiplantae; Streptophyta; Magnoliopsida; Asterales; Asteraceae
Product: disease resistance protein RUN1-like
Exons: 8
Coding region: 103-1308 (401 amino acids)
Molecular function (GO): protein binding
Source: RefSeq, a predicted model, not a curated record
UAUUAUGACAAAAUACAGACAAAGUACAGACACAAGUGCACCAACACAAAGCUCAAAUUCAUCAACCUUACAGGUUCUAAGGUGAUUAAACUUAACCUUGUGAUGACUCCACAUCUGGAAGAGUUAAAUCUUCAAGGAUGUAAUGACUUUGUAGAACUCCAUAUGCCCGUUGAAUGUCCAAAGCUCAAAUUUCUCAACCUCAAAGGUUCUAAGGUGAGUAAACUUAACCUUUGGAUGGCUCCACAUCUCGAGAAGUUAAAUCUUGAACAAUGUAGUGAAUUUGUAGAACUCCACUCGCCUGUUGAAUGUCUAAACAUCAAAUCCCUCGAUCUUAGUGGUUCUAAGGUGCGUAACUUUAACCUCGGGAUUACUCCAAAUCUUGAAAGCUUAAAUCUCAAAGGAUGUUAUGACUUUGUAGAACUCCACAUGCCCGUUGAAUGUACAAAGCUCCAAUUCCUCUGCCUUGGUGGUUCUAUUGUGAGUAACCUCAAUCUCGAGAUGACUCCACAUCUCAAGGAGUUAGAUCUUGAAGGAUGUUAUUACCUUCAAGAAAUUCACGCUCCCGUGGGUUGUCUAAAAAAUCUUGCCGACUUUAACUUCAACGGUUGCUCAAGGUUUAAUCAUUUUGUUGUUGACAAGUGGAAUAAAGUACAUAAUCCUUAUGGUGAAGGUACUCUAUACCUAACUGCGAAGUCCCUAGAUAUAUGCCCACUGCAUCCAGACAGUAAUUUGCCAAAGUUUAAGUUUAAUUGUAUAUAUGGGGGACCUCUACCCUCAUCGAGUGGAAAUAUUGAGAAGCUUAUAUCUUUUGGUCUAUGUGCUUGCACAAACCUUGAGUUGUUUUCAACAAGCAUUUGUGGUUUACAACAUUUAUUUAAGCUCAUUCUUAUAGGCAGUAUUCCAGAGUUGCCCAAUGAUCUGCACCAGUUACAAAGUCUAGAGAAGCUACGUUUGUCGAUGGAAAAGAUUAAGUGUCUUCCGGAUAGCAUUUGUAUGUUGAAACGUUUGAUGUCACUUGACUUAAGUGGUUGUAGAUCCUUACAAGAUAUCCCAAACAGUAUCUGUAAGAUGGAAAGUUUAAGAGAUUUAUAUCUCCAAUUUUGUAUACAAGUUGAAAAAUUGCCCAAGGAAUUUGGAGAUAUGAAACGCUUGAAUAAAUUAAACAUAGUAGGUGCGGGUAUAAGACAUCUUCCGUACAGCAUUUUUCAAUUGAAAGGUCUGCGUAUUACUGGGUCUAGGGGGCAGCUUGAGUCCUAUGGUUUUACUAAUAUAAUCUCAAUGUUUGGAGUCUGCUAUGUAAAGCUGUGAAUAAGAGGGACAUUUUGUUAGUAAGUUGGGAUUCAAGAAGAAGAAUUCAAAGUGUCUUUUAAUAUUUAUGUUUCUGAUUCAUAGAAUGUAACAAGGACAUUCGCUUUUUGCUUAACAUGUUGUAAACCGAUUACCAAACAAAAUAUGAUUACUUGUCGUUAACUGACUGACUGAGCCAAUCGGUUGAACAACCCGCAGCGCAUAACCUACAACUUUUGAUCGAGGUUCUGUUGGAGGAUAAAAUCAGCACUACACACUUGGGCACUAAGAUGCAAGCCUUCGUUACGGCAGACAUGUACAGAGUAUGAAGCUUUGUUGAAGGAAAGCCAAUGUUUGACAAUUCGUAGUCCAUCAUUGGGUGAGAAUCGUCCGAAGGUGAAGUAUGUUGAAAAUGUAUUGAAAAUCAAUCUGAACGGCACACACAAUUGUCACUGCCUGCAAUGAAUCCGUUGGAUCUGAAUGGGGCUUCUCUUUUGCCCCUUUUGAGUCUAUACAGCAGGACCCUAAAGACGACGGAAAGGCUUUCAAAAGUCCUAUCGACAUGCCCAAAUUUUUGUGACCCUGUGAGAUGGUUAUGCUGAUCAAAUAUUAGAGUUUCAGAGGAUCAAUCAUGAAGAAAAAAAUGUGGUCGUUGCAGUUCAGUUUAGAAAAUACGUACAGGUUUUAGGGAGGAUACCUGUAUGUUUCUAAUUUAUAAAAUGUUACACGUGUAUUCAUCAACAGUGACAUCCAAGAGAUUAUAAAUUUUAAGAAAAGUUUCAUUGCACGGGUAGCUGCUGAAAGAUCCUCUAGCUUAUCUGGGCUGAGUUCGUCUGUUAUAAAGUCUCCUUCGGAAGAUAUCUGACGGACUUUGCAUUCAGUACUAUUGGUGGUUUAAAUGGAAUAUCCAAGGUUUCGACGAGGUUGUAGUUUUGGAUGAUAAACAAGAUGGAAGUGAGGGGUUCGAUGAGGUUGUAGUUUUGGAGUGUAAUACUGAUGCAUGUAAUACGAAAGCUGUUUCUUCAUAUCCAAGGUUUUGAUAACAUAUAACAUAAUUUACUUACCUCAUUUUUCAUUUUGUUAUUAAAACGUACUUUAUCUUUUCCAAGAUCAGGGUUCCUAUCCAUGUUCAGGAGUGUACGGUUAUUGUCACACUUGCCCUAUUUGAGCGUGAGGUCGUUAAGUUGCUUAAGGUGUCCGCCAAUCAGUUGCUCGACAAGAACAUUGAGUUGGCAAACGAAGGUAGCUUUCCAGAUGAACUCAAAGCUUUACUGAACCAGAAGUUUGCUUUCAAAAUUGCUAUUGGUUCAUUUAACAUUAAAAACAAAUCUGAUGGGUAUUCUGUGUCCAAGUUAACCGAGAAUCCGUUAGUUAUAUCCGUCUUAGACAAGAAGUUUGAUGAUAUCCAGCCUGUUGAUGUUGAUGGUCAUGUCGGUUACCCAUGGCAUUAUAGCCUAGUGGUAUCUUGGGGGUGGGAUAAGGCUUAUGACCAUUAGGUCAUGAGUUCGA